Orycteropus afer afer is the source of this 9014-nucleotide messenger RNA. RefSeq names its product neurofibromin 1 (gene NF1). NCBI's taxonomy places the organism in Eukaryota, Metazoa, Chordata, Mammalia, Tubulidentata, Orycteropodidae. The record is from RefSeq and is a predicted model, not a curated record. Gene Ontology annotation, biological process: regulation of GTPase activity.
CUCCCGGCUCGGCGCAGACCCCCCAUCCCCACCCCCGUGGGAACGUUCGGAGCCUGCACUCCUCAGACCUUCUCCUCGUUUCUUCCCUCACCUCAGCCCCCGCUCCCCGCCCUCUUCCCGGCCCUGGGCGCCGGCCGACUGGUUCCUCCACCGCCCCCCGGCCGCGGGGAGGACAUGGCCGCGCACAGGCCGGUGGAAUGGAUCCAGGCCGUGGUCAACCGCUUCGACGAGCAGCUUCCGAUAAAAACAGGACAGCAGAACACACAUACCAAAGUCAGUACUGAACACAACAAGGAAUGUCUUAUCAAUAUUUCCAAAUACAAGUUUUCUUUGGUUAUAAGCGGCCUCACAACUAUCUUAAAGAAUGUUAACAAUAUGAGAAUAUUUGGAGAAGCUGCUGAAAAGAAUUUAUAUCUCUCUCAGUUGAUUAUAUUGGAUACACUGGAAAAAUGUCUUGCUGGGCAACCAAAGGACACAAUGAGAUUAGAUGAAACGAUGCUGGUCAAACAGUUGCUACCGGAAAUCUGCCAUUUUCUUCACACCUGUCGAGAAGGAAACCAACAUGCAGCUGAACUUCGGAAUUCAGCCUCUGGGGUGUUAUUUUCUCUCAGCUGCAACAACUUCAAUGCUGUCUUUAGUCGCAUUUCUACCAGGUUGCAGGAAUUAACUGUUUGUUCAGAAGAUAAUGUUGAUGUUCAUGAUAUAGAAUUGUUACAGUAUAUCAAUGUGGAUUGUGCGAAACUAAAACGACUCCUGAAGGAAACAGCAUUUAAAUUUAAAGCCCUAAAGAAAGUUGCCCAGUUAGCAGUUAUAAAUAGUUUGGAAAAGGCGUUUUGGAACUGGGUAGAAAAUUAUCCAGAUGAAUUUACAAAAUUAUACCAGAUUCCACAGACUGAUAUGGCUGAGUGUGCAGAAAAGCUGUUUGACUUGGUGGAUGGUUUUGCUGAAAGCACCAAACGUAAAGCAGCAGUUUGGCCACUACAAAUCAUUCUUCUCAUCUUGUGUCCAGAAAUAAUCCAGGAUAUAUCCAAGGAUGUGGUUGAUGAAAACAACAUGAAUAAGAAGUUGUUUCUGGAUAGCCUACGAAAAGCACUUGCUGGCCAUGGAGGAAGCAGGCAGCUGACAGAAAGUGCUGCAAUUGCUUGUGUCAAGCUGUGUAAAGCAAGUACUUAUAUCAACUGGGAAGACAACUCUGUCAUUUUCUUACUAGUUCAGUCUAUGGUGGUUGAUCUUAAGAACUUACUUUUUAAUCCAAGUAAACCAUUCUCAAGAGGCAGUCAGCCUGCAGAUGUGGAUCUAAUGAUUGACUGCCUUGUAUCCUGCUUUCGAAUAAGCCCUCACAACAACCAACAUUUUAAGAUCUGCCUGUCUCAGAAUUCCCCUUCUACAUUUCACUAUGUGUUGGUAAAUUCACUCCAUCGAAUUAUCACCAAUUCUGCAUUGGAUUGGUGGCCUAAGAUUGAUGCUGUGUAUUGUCACUCAGUUGAACUUCGAAAUAUGUUUGGUGAAACGCUUCAUAAAGCCGUGCAGGGUUGUGGAACACACCCAGCAAUACGGAUGGCACCGAGUCUUACAUUUAAAGAGAAAGUAACAAGCCUUAAAUUUAAAGAAAAACCUACAGACCUGGAGACAAGAAGUUAUAAAUACCUUCUCUUAUCCAUGGUGAAAUUGAUUCAUGCAGAUCCGAAGCUCCUGCUUUGUAAUCCAAGGAAACAGGGACCUGAAACCCAAGGCAGUACAGCAGAAUUAAUUACAGGACUUGUCCAACUGGUCCCACAGUCACACAUGCCAGAGAUCGCUCAGGAAGCAAUGGAGGCUUUGCUUGUUCUUCAUCAGCUAGAUAGCAUUGAUCUGUGGAAUCCUGAAGCUCCUGUAGAAACAUUUUGGGAGAUUAGCUCACAGAUGCUUUUUUACAUCUGCAAGAAAUUAACUAGCCAUCAAAUGCUUAGUAGCACAGAAAUUCUCAAAUGGUUGCGGGAAAUUUUGAUUUGCAGGAAUAAAUUUCUUCUUAAAAAUAAGCAGGCAGAUAGAAGUUCCUGCCAUUUCCUAUACCUUUAUGGGAUAGGAUGUGAUGUUCCUUCUAGUGGAAAUGCCAGUCAAAUGUCCAUGGAUCAUGAAGAGCUACUACGUACUUGUACUCCUGGAGCCUCUAUCCGGAAGGGAAAAGGAAACUCAUCCAUGGAUAGUGCUGCGGGGUGCAGUGGCACUCCACCAAUAUGCCGACAAGCCCAGACCAAACUAGAAGUGGCCCUGUACAUGUUUCUAUGGAGCCCUGACACUGAAGCUGUUUUGGUUGCCAUGUCCUGUUUCUGCCACCUCUGUGAGGAAGCAGAUAUCCGGUGUGGAGUGGAUGAAGUCUCGGUGCACAACUUUCUACCCAACUAUAACACAUUCAUGGAGUUUGCCUCUGUUAGCAACAUGAUGUCAACAGGAAGAGCAGCCCUUCAGAAAAGAGUGAUGGCACUGUUAAGGCGCAUUGAGCAUCCUACUGCAGGGAACACUGAGGCUUGGGAAGAUACACAUGCAAAAUGGGAACAAGCUACAAAACUGAUCCUCAACUACCCGAAAGCCAAAAUGGAAGAUGGCCAGGCUGCUGAAAGCCUUCACAAGACCAUCGUUAAGAGGCGAAUGUCUCAUGUGAGUGGAGGAGGCUCCAUAGAUUUGUCUGACACGGACUCCCUACAGGAAUGGAUCAACAUGACUGGCUUUCUUUGUGCCCUUGGGGGAGUAUGCCUGCAGCAGAGAAGCAGUUCUGGCCUGGCAACCUAUAGCCCACCCAUGGGCCCAGUCAGUGAACGUAAGGGUUCCAUGAUUUCAGUGAUGUCCUCAGAGGGAAACGCAGACACACCUGUCAGCAAAUUUAUGGAUCGGCUGCUAUCCUUAAUGGUGUGUAACCAUGAGAAAGUGGGACUUCAAAUACGGACCAAUGUUAAGGAUCUGGUGGGUCUAGAGUUGAGUCCUGCUCUGUAUCCAAUGCUAUUUAACAAAUUGAAGAAUACCAUCAGCAAGUUUUUUGACUCUCAAGGACAGGUUUUGUUGACUGAUACCAAUACUCAAUUCGUAGAGCAAACGAUAGCUAUAAUGAAGAAUUUACUAGAUAAUCAUACUGAAGGCAGCUCUGAACAUCUGGGGCAAGCUAGCAUUGAAACCAUGAUGUUAAAUCUAGUAAGAUAUGUUCGUGUGCUUGGGAACAUGGUCCAUGCAAUUCAAAUAAAAACAAAACUGUGUCAGUUGGUUGAAGUAAUGAUGGCAAGGAGAGACGACCUCUCAUUUUGUCAAGAGAUGAAAUUUAGGAAUAAGAUGGUAGAAUACCUGACAGACUGGGUUAUGGGAACCUCAAACCAAGCUGCAGAUGAUGAUGUAAAAUGUCUUACAAGAGAUUUGGAUCAGGCAAGCAUGGAAGCAGUGGUUUCGCUCCUGGCUGGUCUGCCUCUUCAGCCUGAGGAAGGAGAUGGUGUGGAAUUGAUGGAAGCCAAAUCACAGUUAUUUCUUAAAUAUUUCACAUUAUUUAUGAACCUUUUGAAUGACUGUAGUGAAGUUGAAGAUGAAAAUGCACAAACAGGCGGCAGGAAACGUGGCAUGUCUCGGAGGCUGGCAUCACUGAGGCACUGUACAGUGCUUGCAAUGUCUAACUUACUCAAUGCUAAUGUGGACAGUGGCCUCAUGCACUCCAUAGGUUUAGGGUAUCACAAAGAUCUCCAGACAAGAGCCACAUUUAUGGAAGUUUUGACAAAAAUCCUUCAACAAGGCACAGAAUUUGACACACUUGCGGAAACAGUAUUGGCAGAUCGGUUUGAGAGACUGGUUGAAUUGGUCACAAUGAUGGGUGAUCAGGGAGAGCUCCCAAUAGCUAUGGCCCUGGCCAAUGUGGUACCUUGUUCUCAGUGGGAUGAACUAGCUCGAGUUCUGGUUACGCUGUUUGAUUCUCGGCAUUUACUCUACCAGUUACUCUGGAACAUGUUUUCUAAGGAAGUAGAAUUGGCAGACUCCAUGCAGACUCUUUUCCGAGGCAACAGCUUGGCCAGUAAAAUAAUGACAUUCUGUUUUAAGGUAUAUGGUGCUACCUACCUACAAAAACUCCUGGAUCCUUUACUAAGAGUUGUGAUCACAUCCUCUGACUGGCAACAUGUUAGUUUUGAAGUGGAUCCUACCAGAUUAGAACAGUCAGAAAGCCUUGAAGAAAACCAGCGGAAUCUCCUUCAGAUGACUGAAAAGUUCUUCCAUGCCAUCAUCAGCUCUUCCUCAGAGUUUCCACCUCAGCUUCGAAGUGUGUGCCACUGUUUAUACCAGGCAACUUGCCACUCCCUACUGAAUAAAGCUACAGUAAAAGAAAAAAAGGAAAACAAAAAAUCAGUGGUUAGCCAGCGUUUUCCUCAGAACAGCAUCGGUGCAGUAGGAAGUGCCAUGUUCCUCAGAUUUAUCAAUCCUGCUAUUGUCUCACCCUAUGAAGCAGGGAUUUUAGAUAAAAAGCCACCACCUAGAAUCGAAAGGGGCUUGAAGUUAAUGUCAAAGAUACUUCAGAGUAUUGCCAAUCAUGUUCUCUUCACAAAAGAAGAGCAUAUGCGGCCUUUCAAUGAUUUUGUUAAAAGCAACUUUGAUGCCGCACGAAGGUUUUUCCUUGAUAUAGCGUCUGAUUGUCCCACAAGCGACGCGGUCAAUCAUAGUCUUUCCUUCAUCAGCGACGGCAACGUGCUUGCUUUGCAUCGUCUGCUCUGGAACAACCAAGAGAAGAUUGGCCAGUACCUUUCCAGCAAUAGGGAUCAUAAAGCUGUUGGAAGACGACCUUUUGAUAAGAUGGCAACACUCCUUGCGUACUUGGGUCCUCCAGAGCACAAACCCGUGGCAGACACCCACUGGUCCAGCCUUAACCUGACCAGUUCCAAGUUUGAAGAAUUCAUGACGAGGCACCAGGUACAUGAAAAAGAAGAGUUUAAGGCUUUGAAAACAUUAAGUAUUUUCUACCAAGCUGGGACCUCCAAAGCUGGGAAUCCUAUUUUUUAUUAUGUUGCACGAAGGUUCAAAACUGGCCAAAUCAAUGGUGACCUGCUGAUAUACCAUGUCUUGCUGACUUUAAAGCCAUAUUAUGCAAAGCCAUAUGAAAUUGUAGUGGACCUUACCCACACUGGGCCUAGUAAUCGCUUUAAAACGGACUUUCUCUCCAAGUGGUUUGUUGUUUUUCCUGGCUUUGCGUAUGACAAUGUCUCUGCAGUCUAUGUCUAUAACUGUAACUCCUGGGUCAGGGAGUACACCAAGUAUCAUGAGCGGCUGCUGACUGGCCUCAAAGGCAGCAAAAGGCUCAUUUUCAUAGACUGUCCUGGGAAGUUGGCUGAGCACGUAGAACAUGAACAACAGAAGCUCCCCGCUGCCACCUUGGCUUUAGAAGAGGACCUGAAGGUUUUCCACAAUGCUCUCAAGCUAGCUCACAAAGACACCAAAGUUUCUAUUAAAGUUGGUUCUACUGCUGUUCAGGUAACCUCUGCAGAACGAACAAAAGUCCUAGGACAAUCAGUCUUUCUAAACGAUAUAUAUUAUGCCUCGGAAAUUGAAGAGAUCUGUCUAGUGGAUGAGAACCAGUUCACCUUAACCAUUGCAAACCAGGGCACACCACUCACCUUCAUGCACCAGGAGUGUGAAGCCAUUGUCCAGUCCAUCAUUCACAUCCGGACCCGUUGGGAAUUGUCACAGCCUGACUCCAUCCCCCAGCACACCAAGAUUCGCCCAAAAGAUGUCCCUGGGACACUGCUUAAUAUCGCAUUACUUAAUUUGGGGAGCUCAGACCCCAGUUUACGGUCAGCUGCCUAUAACCUUCUGUGUGCCUUAACUUGUACCUUUAAUUUGAAAAUCGAGGGCCAGUUACUAGAGACAUCAGGUUUAUGCAUCCCUGCCAACAACACCCUCUUUAUUGUCUCUAUUAGUAAGACAUUGGCAGCCAAUGAGCCACACCUCACCUUAGAAUUUCUGGAAGAAUGCAUUUCUGGAUUUAGCAAAUCUAGUAUUGAAUUGAAGCACCUGUGUUUGGAAUACAUGACUCCAUGGCUGUCCAAUCUAGUCCGUUUUUGUAAGCACAAUGAUGAUGCUAAACGACAGAGAGUUACUGCUAUUCUUGAUAAGCUGAUAACUAUGACCAUAAAUGAGAAACAGAUGUACCCUUCUAUUCAAGCAAAAAUAUGGGGGAGCCUUGGGCAGAUUACAGAUCUCCUUGAUGUUGUACUAGACAGUUUCAUCAAAACCAGUGCUACAGGUGGCUUGGGAUCAAUAAAAGCUGAGGUGAUGGCAGAUACAGCUGUAGCCUUGGCUUCUGGAAAUGUGAAAUUGGUUUCAAGCAAGGUUAUCGGAAGGAUGUGCAAAAUAAUAGACAAGACAUGCUUAUCUCCGACUCCUACCUUAGAGCAGCAUCUUAUGUGGGACGAUAUUGCUAUUUUAGCACGCUACAUGCUGAUGCUGUCCUUCAACAAUUCACUUGAUGUGGCUGCCCAUCUCCCCUAUCUCUUCCAUGUUGUUACUUUCUUAGUAGCAACAGGCCCACUGUCCCUGAGAGCUUCCACACAUGGAUUGGUCAUUAAUAUCAUUCACUCUCUGUGCACUUGUUCACAGCUUCAUUUUAGUGAAGAGACCAAGCAAGUUUUGAGACUCAGUUUGACGGAGUUCUCGUUACCCAAAUUUUACUUGCUGUUUGGCAUUAGCAAAGUCAAAUCAGCUGCUGUCAUCGCCUUCCGAUCCAGUUACCGGGACAGAUCAUUCUCUCCUGGUUCCUAUGAGAGGGAGACUUUUGCUUUAACAUCCUUGGAAACAGUCACAGAAGCUUUGUUGGAGAUCAUGGAGGCAUGUAUGAGAGAUAUUCCAACUUGCAAGUGGCUGGACCAGUGGACAGAAUUAGCACAAAGAUUUGCAUUCCAGUAUAAUCCAUCCCUGCAACCAAGAGCUCUUGUUGUCUUUGGCUGUAUUAGCAAACGCAUAUCUCAUGGGCAGAUAAAGCAGAUUAUCCGUAUUCUUAGCAAGGCACUGGAAAGUUGUUUAAAAGGACCUGAUACUUACAACAGUCAAGUUCUGAUAGAAGCUACAGUAAUAGCAUUAACCAAAUUACAGCCACUUCUCAAUAAGGAUUCCCCUUUGCACAAAGCUCUUUUUUGGGUAGCUGUGGCUGUCCUGCAGCUUGAUGAGGUCAAUUUGUACUCAGCAGGCACUGCACUUCUUGAACAAAAUCUGCACACCUUAGACAGUCUCCGGAUAUUCAAUGACAAGAGUCCAGAGGAAGUAUUUAUGGCAAUUCGGAAUCCUCUGGAAUGGCACUGCAAGCAAAUGGAUCAUUUUGUUGGACUCAAUUUCAACUCUAACUUUAACUUCGCGCUGGUUGGACACCUCUUAAAAGGGUACAGGCAUCCUUCACCUGCCAUUGUUGCGAGAACAGUCAGGAUUUUGCAUACACUGCUAACUCUGGUUAACAAACACAGAAAUUGUGACAAAUUUGAAGUGAAUACCCAGAGUGUGGCUUAUUUAGCAGCUUUACUCACAGUGUCUGAGGAAGUUCGAAGUCGCUGCAGCCUAAAACAUAGAAAGUCACUUCUUCUUACUGACAUUUCAAUGGAAAAUGUUCCUAUGGAUACAUAUCCCAUUCAUCAUGGUGACCCUAGCUAUAGGACACUGAAGGAGAAUCAGCCGUGGUCCUCUCCCAAAGGUUCUGAAGGGUACCUUGCAGCCACCUAUCCAACUGUGGGCCAGACCAGUCCUCGAGCUAGGAAAUCCAUGAGUUUAGAUAUGGGGCAGCCUUCCCAGGCCAACACUAAGAAGUUACUAGGAACAAGGAAAAGUUUUGAUCACUUGAUAUCAGAUACAAAAGCUCCUAAAAGGCAAGAAAUGGAAUCAGGGAUCACAACACCUCCCAAAAUGAGGAGAGUAGCAGAAACUGAUUAUGAAAUGGAAACUCAGAGGAUUUCCUCAUCACAGCAGCACCCACAUUUACGUAAAGUUUCAGUGUCUGAAUCGAAUGUUCUCUUGGAUGAAGAAGUACUUACUGAUCCGAAAAUCCAAGCACUUCUUCUUACUGUACUAGCUACACUAGUAAAAUAUACCACAGAUGAGUUUGAUCAACGAAUUCUUUACGAAUACUUAGCAGAAGCCAGUGUUGUUUUCCCAAAAGUUUUUCCUGUUGUGCACAAUCUGUUGGAUUCUAAGAUCAAUACUCUGUUGUCAUUGUGCCAAGAUCCAAAUUUGUUAAAUCCAAUCCAUGGAAUUGUGCAGAGUGUGGUGUACCAUGAAGAAUCGCCACCACAAUACCAAACAUCUUACUUGCAAAGUUUUGGUUUUAAUGGCUUGUGGCGGUUUGCAGGACCCUUUUCAAAGCAAACACAAAUCCCAGACUAUGCUGAGCUUAUUGUUAAGUUUCUUGAUGCCUUGAUUGACACGUAUUUGCCUGGAAUUGAUGAAGAAACCAGUGAGGAGUCCCUCCUGACACCCACAUCUCCUUAUCCUCCUGCAGUACAGAGCCAGCUUAGUAUUACUGCUAAUCUUAACCUUUCUAAUUCCAUGACCUCACUUGCAACUUCCCAGCAUUCCCCAGGAAUCGACAAGGAAAACGUUGAACUCUCCCCCACCACUGGCCACUGUAACAGUGGACGAACUCGGCAUGGAUCCGCAAGCCAAGUGCAGAAGCAGAGAAGUGCUGGCAGUUUCAAACGUAAUAGCAUUAAGAAGAUCAUGUGAAGCUUGCUUUCUUUCUUUUUUCAAACAGGCUUAACAUACAUGGGCUCCUCACUAGUGACCCCUUCCCCAGCCUCGGCCCAUCACCACCAGUUGUGAUGCUGCGCUUCAUGUUUUAUAACAAACUCAUCCAGUCUGCCAUGUUGCCAGAUGAUCAACUCUUGGAAGCAUUGCCUAAAUUUAAUGCUGCUCUUUCUUUAACUUUUUUUCUUCUACUUUUGCUGUGUGUCUGGUUUAAGCACGUAUUCGGAACAACUACAAAGAAAGAAAGAGGUUAGGAAACUCAAACUGAGAACAUCUCAAUUGUGAGAGAGGAU